GAUGUUGACUUCUCUGAAGCAAAGAUGAAAAAGUUUCACGUCUUGUCGUGUCCGUGAGUAGUUACUGAAUCAAUGAUAUUAUAUAGCAAAAAACGGAACCAAGACCAACUGUGGCUGCCGAAAAACACGGCAAGAUGAACAACCCUGAAUUGUAAGUAUCCGCAACAGCACAGUACGUAGAACUUCUACAACGAAAAAAUCAACCAAGAAGAAAAUGCAGCAACAGCGCCCCCAGAUCGCGGAUAUCGAGAACAACCGCGGGAAUGGCCCAGGCUACAGUGCCAUGCCCGGGUCCUCCCAGGGCCUUUUUGCCGACCCGCUUGGGAUCCGGAAUAGAAGAAGCUCGACAGGAAGUACUUCUAACGCCAACAACGAUCCAGGAGCGAACGAUUCCUCGAAGACGAAGAUGCCCGGUACGCGCAAGUCUUUCAGCGAUCACGACCGACAGCGCCAGACCUACAACAGGAUCAUGGCAAAAUCCAUGGCUGCUGGGAACAGUAACCAGGGGUCAGUCCCGUCCACAGGGAGCCAACUGAACAACGAAGGUCCAACAAGUGGAGCGCAGCAGGGCGGACUCGAUUUGUCCUUCGCUGGAUCAAAUGCAAAUGGCGGAACAGGGGCGAAAAAAGGAGUAGACGUAAGCCGGUACGUCCAGGCGCAAAAUCAGCCACAGGGCUAUCGCUUCAGCGGGCAAACGACCUCGACUUCUGCCGGUGCUGCCAACAUGCGCGGAGGUGCUGGUGCGGGAGGAGCGACAUCAACAGCUGCUACACCGCCUAGCGAUGCUGUUGCUGGUAAUUUGAACAGAGGAAUGAAUAACCAGCAGCAACUCAUCCAGGCCGUCCCUCGGAGCGGUCGCAGCGCCCGAUACCGCGAGGCGGAAAAAGAGAGCCUGUUUGACUGGUCGGCGGUCGCCAACUGCUGCGGUUUGCGAGACCGUGACAUACCGGCUGAAGUGGUAGCUGCGAACAACAAUAACCCAAUGUCGCUGCAAUCAUCCCAACCGAGAAUGAACAACCAGGUUACUACAACUACGGGCAGUGAGUUGAACGCGUCAAGGCAAGAGAACUACGGGGACAGCAUCUUUCGCAGUGGCAGAUUCGCAACCUCUACCGAGGCAUCGAAAACCGCAACUGCAAACGACCCGAGCAAUUUACUCGGCUAUUGGCAGGAGGAGGACGAGAGUGAUCUGGAGGCACAGAACAAGGAGCGGCAGAAGUUGGCCGCGAAAAUCGACGCGCAGUUUAAGUCGCAGGAUAAUAUGAAGGGAGAAACAAGUGCAGAAAGCAAAGCUGCUGCGGAGGCGAAGGCGAGCGCGGCGAAGAAAGAGGCCGCGGCGGGGAGCAGCAAGUCGCUGAAGCAGGAGCAGGAAGCGAGGAGCAAGCUGUACAACCCGCUAUCAUCCGGCGGAACUACGCCGUUCAAGUGGCCAGCCUGGGCCCUCAGCAAGCGACCAGGUAUGACGUGGUUGAGUUGGGCAAUGUUUCAAAACUAACAAGAAGUGCCAGCAGCGUUUACUUGAUAUUCGCUAUUGCGGCGUACUUGAACUUUAUAUACAUCGUGCUGAAAUCAACAUUUGUGUAAUUUGUUCACCGAUUCGCAUUCGCCUUCGCGCAGCAUGCCUGUCCACUUCACAUUGACAAACUCAGGUCUUUUGGAAGUGCGUGUCGUGGACGAUGAGCAUCCGAGUGGGGUGCCGCAAGUGCAGUGGCUGAUCGGGAUUCCGAAGCAGAGAGUCGUGGACGAGUCGGGGGCGGACGCGUUUCUGCUCUGCGAAUACGACUGGCACGGCGAACGCUUCGAGGAAGACUUUCCUCCGAGCAGCGUGCGCCGGGCGGGGCAGAAGGAAACCGUGGCGGACCUUUGGCAGUCGGGGGAAAUGUAAAGAAACAAUGAUAUUAAUAUCAGCAGGUAGAACCUUGCAAAUGAUCUUCUGGUGCUUAGUUGCACUUAUUGUAGGAAGUUUUCAGUAGUUUCGAUGAAAAUGAAAUGUACUAGAUGCUCGUCAGAAAUACACCUAUGUUUCAGUUUGAAGUGAAAUUCUUGUACUUCUCAAUGUACGAAAGCGAACCUGGUCGUCGUGAAUAAACUAUCAAAAAGCUGAAGAU
Molecule: messenger RNA, 2108 nt
Organism: Amoebophrya sp. A120
Lineage: Eukaryota; Dinophyceae; Syndiniales; Amoebophryaceae
Source: the annotation of a GenBank genome assembly